AUGCUGCCCUGGAAGCGGAGCAAGGUGGAGCUGGCGGCCGGCGAGGCGCGGCGGCAGAGCAAGCCCAAGGGGUACGCGGUGAGCGUGCACUACUCGGCCCUCACCUCGCUGGCCCGCGCCUGCCCCGAGAGCGCCCUGCACCGCGUGGGCAGCAUGUUCCGCUCCAAGCGGCGGAAAUUUCGCGUCACCAGCGAAGACCCCACGUAUACCGUGCUCUACCUAGGCAACGCCACUACCAUCCAGUCCAAAGGUGAGGGCUGCACCGACCUGGCCGUCUGCAAGAUUUGGAGCAAGAGCGAGGCGGGCCGGCAGGGCACCAAGAUGAAGCUGACUAUCAGCGCGCAGGGCAUCCGUAUGGCCCACGCCGAGGACAAGGGGCUGCGCCGGCCCGGCCACCUCUACCUGCUGCACCGGGUCACCUACUGCGUGGCCGACCCUCGCCUGCCCCGUGUCUUCGCCUGGAUCUACCGCCACGAGCUGAAGCACAAGGCGGUGAUGCUGCGCUGCCACGCCGUGCUAGUCUCCAAGCCCGAGAAGGCGAAGGCCAUGGCCCUGCUGCUCUACCAGACUUCGGCCACAGCACUGGCCGAGUUCCGCCGGCUGAAGAAGCGGGACGACGCGCGGCACCAGCAGCAGCAGCUGGUGGGCGAGCAGAGCAUCCCGCUGGUGCCCCUGCGGAAGCUGCUCAACGGGCAGUGCUGCUACAAGCCGCCGGUAGAGCGGAGCCGCAGCGCGCCCAAGCUGGGCUCCAUCACAGAGGACCUACUGGGCGAGGAGCAGGAAGAGCGGGCCAUGCACUGCGACUGCGAAGACAUCCUGGAAGCGCUGGGCGAGCCCGAGGGCGAGCUGCUGCGCCCCAGCACCGGCCGCGGCGAGAGCCCAGAGCUGGGCCAGCUCCUCCGCGACCUGGGCGAGCUCAGCCUGGGAAACGACCUGCGCUCGCUGCGCGCCGACCUGCGCGUCCGCCGCCUGCUUUCUGGGGAAAGCACGGGCAGCGAGUCCUCCCUGGAGAGCGGCGGCACAGACGGGGCCGCCCCGCCCGGCAGCGACGCCGAGCAGCCGCCCCCCGGCGACCCCGAGACCGGCUGA
Messenger RNA from Sturnus vulgaris (Common starling), 1089 nucleotides. It is a transcript of the gene FAM43A, whose product is annotated as family with sequence similarity 43 member A. The record is from RefSeq and is a predicted model, not a curated record. NCBI's taxonomy places the organism in Eukaryota, Metazoa, Chordata, Aves, Passeriformes, Sturnidae.